UUCUAUGCUCAGGAUUUAUAGGGCCCUUGUCCGCUCUAAGCUGGACUACGGUUUCAUUGUUUAUGGCUCUGCGCAAGAAUCUACUCAUCAGAUGCUGGAUCCAAUCCACCAUCAAGCACUACGUUUGUUCACUGGUGCUUUUCGAACUUCUCCUGUACAAAGUUUGUAUGUGGAUGCUUAUGAGCCUCCACUAUCUCUCAGGAGAGAACAGUUGUCUCUAUUUUACUAUAUAAAACAGAAAUCUUACUCUAAACUUUAAGUUGAUUGUACAGUAUUAGAUACUCAGCUGAAAAGGUUAUUUGAAGCUCGCCCAAGCAGUGUCCCUUCAUUCGCCAUAAGAAUGGAGCAUGUGAGCAGCACGAUUGACCUGAACACAGGCAACAUUUCACAGCUAGAGGUCUGUAGUAUAUCUCCUUGGUCAACUCCUGUGAUAAAUGUUGACCUUAGCUUAAAGCAAUUUCCAAAGGAAUCCACCCCAGAUUAUGUCUACAGGCAGCACUUUGCAGAAAUUCAACACCAUGACAGGAAUUUAAUUCCUAUUUAUACAGAUGGAUCUAAAUCUGAUGAUUACAUUGGCUCAGCCUUCGUCUGCCGGGAUGAAAUUGUGGCAGAACAAAUUGCAUUGAAUUCUUCCAUAUUUUCUGCGGAGUUGCAUGCUAUAUAUUUAGCUUUAAAGUAUAUAAAUAGGAAAGGUCAUCGUAGCUGUGUUAUAUACACUGACUCAGUUAGUGCACUUCAGGCUUUGAUCUCAUGUGAACCUAGUUCUCACUCUAUAGUGAUUAAACUUUGUAAGCUCUUUUGCCAUCGUACUGCGAGUAGUUUUUAUGUAAAAUUUUGUUGGGUCCCAGGCCAUGUAGGUAUAAUAGGGAAUGAAGAAGCUGACGCAGCUGCAAAGUCAGCUACGCCUUUACAACAUACAAUGCAUAUUGAAGGAGGCGAUUUGAAGCUAGUAGUUAAAAAACGACUAGCAGAGAGAUGGCAAAACGUGUGGAAUGCACAAAUCCACAAUAAACUACAUGAGAUCAAGCCAAAUAUAGAAAAUUGGACACGUAAUAAACAGUAUGACAGGAGAUCUGAAGUAAUUCUUACUCGUUUGAGAAUUGGGCAUACUCGGUUGACUCUCAAUACCUUUUGAAGGGUGAAGACCAGCCAGUAUGUGAGUAUUGCAACUGCUUUCUAAGUGUAAAACGCAUGCUUUGCAACUGCACAGCUUUUGAUCAAAGUCAUAGACAGCAUUUCGGAAAUGCAAGUUUGAGAGAGAUUUUGGGCCAGAGGCCAAAUCUUGACAAAUUAUUGAACUUUUUGAAAGUGAAUAACAUUUAUAAACAUAUUUAAUUAUUUAUCUAGGUAAUGUUUAUAUAUACCUUGUUGAUUAUUUAUUUA
Molecule: messenger RNA, 1383 nt
Organism: Centruroides sculpturatus (bark scorpion)
Lineage: Eukaryota; Metazoa; Arthropoda; Arachnida; Scorpiones; Buthidae
Exons: 1
Coding region: 341-1135 (264 amino acids)
Biological process (GO): DNA replication, removal of RNA primer
Molecular function (GO): RNA-DNA hybrid ribonuclease activity; nucleic acid binding
Source: RefSeq, a predicted model, not a curated record